AUGAAGGGGGCUACGCGUCACUGUCAAGGCGACAUGAAGAGCUUGGCCGCGCCUCCAACGGAGCUGUUUUGCCAGGAUGUCCGAGGCAAGGUGCUGAAAAGAGAGAUCGACUUGCGCAACUUCUUGGGCGUAUCCAACAACUGGUUGAUUGCCAUCGCGUCACAUCCUGCCGCAAGCGGUUCUCGCACACUUGUGCUCGAAGGAACUUCCAUCACUGACCACGGCAUUGCCCACCUGCACAAACUCAAAUACCUCACGAGUUUGGACAUCUCGAGAUGCCACGCUAUCACGGACGAAGGGCUGAAUACCAUCCGCCGCCACUUGAGCUUAUUGCAGGAGUUCCGCCUCGACGAAUGCCACCACUUUUCCAGCGCCGUGCUUAGUAAAGUCUGGAAAGACUGCAAGCGCUUGCAUACGCUCUCAGUUCGAGGGUGCCCGGGUGUCACGGACGCGUUCUUGCAAUGCAUUGCCAAUACUCAGCGAUCAUCUGCAGCCUGCACGCUUCGGUGGCUGGACGUGCGUCAGUGCAAGAACCUCACGUCGUCUGGAAUCUCGUACCUGGCCAGUUCGUCCGUUAAGGGCAUGGCGAUGCAACAUCUAGCAGUGGACGAUUGCCUCAGUGUGGACAACAUGGCCUUCUUCGCCUUUGAAACGAGUCCAGGGCUUCGCUCUCUGACGUUGUUGAGUCUUAGCGGGCUGGGAAUCGACGAGACGGCGGUCAGCUGGAUCGUCAAAGGCUGCGGAUCCACCUUGCAGCGGCUCAACGUCGCGCGGUGCAAGGCGCUGUCGGACUUUGCCUUGUUGCUGAUGGCGCCGCUGAUCUCGUCGCCUGUAUUCGUCAAGCUCAACAUGCAAGACUGCCCCCUUAUCACGGAUAGUGGCAUCAAAAACCUCUUUUCGCUCCAAGAAGAGAAGUAUCAGAUCUCUAAUCUGGAUGAAAAUGACGACGAUAGUCCGCGUACCCAGUUGCUGUCCCUCAAUCUGAAGAACUGCCCGAAUAUUGGGGACGAUUCCUUGGUGCUAAUAGGAAAGCACGGUGGGAAUAUCUCGAAACUCAACCUGAAAGGGUUGCGUAAAGCGUCUGAUAGCGGCGUGAUGGAGAUCGCCAAGGGCUGCGCGGUGCUUACGAGUAUAUCACUUUCGGGUCGGAACAUCACAGCGCAAACGUUCAAGUUACUAGGCAAAAUGUGCCGGAAACUGCGAGUCCUUGAUGUAUCGGAGCGGCAUGACCUGGAAACUCCAGGAUGCUUCAUGAACUUGGUGUCGACUACAGCAAGUGGUAUUCACCCGCCACAUCCGUUGAGACGAAUCGAUUUAAGCGGAACGAACGUCUGUGAUAUCGGCGUGAGCGUGCUGGCAGCCGCGUGCCGCCAACUGGAGUGGAUUAACUUAUCCAAGUGUGCGCAAAUUACGGAUUUUGCGACGGAAGCGCUUGCUUCACGUAGUUUCCAGUUAAAAGUCCUUUUACUGGCCAACACGCGCGGAAUUACGGAUCGAUCGCUAACUGCACUCGCGUUCACCAAGAUCCCGUUGGAAAUUCUCGACUUAAGUGGAAAUACGCGCGUGACGGACGAAGGUCUGCUCGCACUGUGCGCAAAUUGCCAACAGAUCCAGGAGCUGCGGCUCAAAGGCUGCGACCGACUGUCCCAGAAGGUAGUGAAGCGCUGCAACGACACUCUCUUGCCUUUCACCAAACCAUUCACGACUGCGUCGUUGAUCAAGACGAUCGCAACCGGUGGGGCCAACUCGACCAUGGUGCUGGAGCCUCUGCCAAAGGUUCACAUUGAGCUGCUCCGCGUUAUGCAGGAGCGAUACAGAGCUGCUGUGAUGUUGCAGACCAAGUUCCGCAAGUGGAAAAACAAGAAAUUCACGAUAGCGUUUCUGGCAAACCGCCGACUUUUACGUGAAACUCGAGCGGCGAGGAAAAUCCAAAAGUGUGUGAGGGAUUUUCUGGCCUGGCGUCGCUUCUUGCACUUGUUGUCGCUCAAGGAGAGUAUGGACAAGAUCGUGUACGUUCAAGCUCAUGCUCGAGGUAAUAGAGCUCGUCGAGAAGUCCGCACUUGGCGCUUUACUGCGAAUCUAGCUGCCCGACGGAUUCAACGCUGCUACCAUCCACACCACAUAAUCCGGAUGAAAAUCCGCAACUACUACGCUCGCGAGAUUCAGCGCGUGUAUCGCGGUUACCGUGGCCGGCAACGAUAUCAACGACUCAUCUACGAACGGAAGCUGGAGUGCGCUGGUAAAAUCUGGCGCUGGUAUCGCCGAUGCCUCAACUAUCGCGAGUUUCAAGCGCGCUCAAAGUGGCUGGUGGAGAAAAUCCGCAGCAUCCAGGGCCAGUGGCGGAAGUACAAGCGCCGACAGAACUUCACCAAGUACAUGGCCUACUAUCGCGAUGCAGCCAUAAAAAUCCAAAGCGUGUGGCGUCGGAAGUUGGCGAUACUUCACCCACCAAUACUGCUAUCGUGA
This is a messenger RNA of Phytophthora sojae, 2466 nucleotides long. RefSeq lists its product as hypothetical. NCBI's taxonomy places the organism in Eukaryota, Oomycota, Peronosporomycetes, Peronosporales, Peronosporaceae. The coding region runs from base 1 to 2466 and encodes 821 amino acids. The record is from RefSeq and is a predicted model, not a curated record. Gene Ontology annotation, cellular component: SCF ubiquitin ligase complex. Gene Ontology annotation, biological process: SCF-dependent proteasomal ubiquitin-dependent protein catabolic process. Gene Ontology annotation, molecular function: protein binding. The transcript has 5 exons.